CCACUUCCGCUCGCUGUCACAGCUCCCAGCACAGGGACGCGGCGGCUCCGGGCCGGCCCCGGUGCGGACCCAGCUGCUCCUGCGCUGGGGGCGGCCCUCCCGUUAGAACCGGAGCCUUGGGGGCCACCAGCCCUGAGCGAGAGCGGGGCUUGGCCCGGGGCUGGGCUGCUGCGCCCCUUCCCGGGGGCGGUGUGGCACCUGGGGUAGCGGAGGGAGGCCGGGGGCAGCAGGGACCGUGUCCUGCGCUCCUGGCCUUCCCUUGCCGUGCUAUCGCCGUCCUCCCUAACGGGCCGGAAUAGGGAGAAGCACGUCCAAAGGAUGUUUCCAAGUGUAACAUUCGGAGUUUAUUUAGACUAAUUAAAAGAUACUACAUCUUCCCAACAUAACUUAAUGCCUCCUUGUUUUAUCACUAAACACCACUGUGUUCGGCUUUUGGCAGCUGGCGCGCUGCAUAUUUAGCUGCUGUUUUUGCUUCCACAGGGGCUGGCUGGUGGCUCCCUCUUUCCCACAACAUCUGCCUGUAUUUUCCCAUCCGCGAUGUUACUUCUGCUCUUUGCACCGAGGCCUCACCGUACGCUUGACCAGUCCGACUAAAUGGCCGGAGUCACGUGAAAACACUGUCAUUUCUGAACUUGGUGACCAGCUGUUCUCACGACUGUCACCCCCACUCCACUGAUACACUUACAGGGCAACCUCAGGCUUUCUCACAGCCUGGGUGCUGUAUCUCAGGUGGGCUCCCCUCCUCCUCGAGCACCCGCAGGAUGGUGUCGGGUUGCCCCGCAGCCGGAGCGGGGCUGGCCCACCCGCGGGCGGAUGAUGGAGCUGAAGAGUGCCUUCUCCCGGUUGGCACCCGGACAGUGCAGCGGAAGGAGGGGAAGAGCCUCGCUCAGCCCCAGGCGGGUUUGGAGGGUUGCUGCCCCAGGCUGGAAGUGCGGGCGCAAAGGGGAUGUUGGUCCUUGGCCAAGAGGAUGGCCGCGUCCACCCGGCCCUGGGACCACGAGCUGACAUCGGAGCUGCUUUGGCUUGUACAGCCGGCUGCCCUGCUGAGGGCCGGGCUUUGGCAGCUCUCGCUAGCUCUCCUGCCAUGGGUGCCUGCUGCCCACGUGCUCCAGCAACUGCCCUGUCCCACUGCUGACCGUGCACCGGACAGUGCGUCGGGGCCUUCUGCCCCUCUGACCUGCUCUAAAAGAGGCCAGGAGGGCUGGGGCUUCCCCCUCACCCCGCGGGUGAGUGCUGGGCGGCACGGCGCCAGGGCGCGUUGAACGUGUUUGGGGUGCCCCAGAAGCUGAGGAAACACGCUGGGAACGUGCAGGAUGAAACCAGUGUUGCUGCCUGGCUGCCAAAGGCCCCAGGGCUCACAGGGGAAACGGCAGCUGGGGCUGGCUUGCAGGCCCUGCACGCUGAGGGGCGAUGGCAGACAAGAAGCUCCUGGAGGUGCGGACAAGCUUUGUGGAGCGCGUGGGGAAGCCCGUGAUCUCCGGGCUCCUGGAUGACCUGCUAGCCCAGCGGGUGCUGAGCUCCGAGGAGGUGGACACGGUGCAGGACCAGUACACGCUGCGUGCUGACAAGGCCCGCUGCCUCAUUGACAGCGUGCGCCUGAAGGGCCACAGGGCCAGCAAGAUCCUCAUCGAGAGCCUCAGGCAGCGCGAUGGCCUCUUGGCAGAGGAGCUGGGUCUGGGCACUGACUCGGGGCCCCCUGGCACGCAGCUGGUCUCCCCCAGCACUGAUGUCACCCCCAGGCCCCCCGCCAGCACCCAGGGCCAGCAGUGGAUCCAGCAGUGCUCUCUGAGCGAGUACCAGCGCAUCUGUGAGGCAGAGGGAAAUCAGAUCUAUCCCAUAUACCUGCCACGGGAGACGCGAACCCGCAGGGCCCUGCUUAUCUGCAACAUUGAAUUUGAGUACUUGAGCAAGCGGCGUGGGGCUGAAAAAGAUGUGGACGGGAUGACGAAGCUGCUGGAAGGACUAGGCUACAAGGUGGAAAUCCACAUCGACUUAACUUCCCAGGAGAUGGCCAAGGUCUUGAAGGAUUUUGCCAGUUGCAAGGAGCACCAGAACUCUGACAGCACAUUCCUAGUGCUCAUGUCCCAUGGGGUCAGGGCUGGGCUCUGCGGGACCAAGAGCAGAGACAGGAACACAGACAUCCUUUCCCUCGAUACCAUCUAUGAGACCUUCAACAACAAGCACUGCCAGGCACUGCUGGACAAACCCAAAGUGCUCAUCAUCCAGGCCUGCCGGGGAGAGAAAGCUGGCUCUGUGCUGGUGAGAGACUCCAACAUCCCUGAGACGACUGGUCCCAGCUUGCCUCCCACGACCACUGCAGGGCUGGAAAGUGAUACAAUCCGUGAAGUCCACCUGGAGAGUGAUUUUGCCUGUUUAUACUCCUCCACCCCUGAUACUGCUGCCUGGAGAAGCCCCCAAACUGGCUCCAUUUUCAUCCAAUACCUGAUAGAGCAAUUUAGAAACUGUGCCUACAACAGCCAUUUGCGUGAGAUCUUCCGAAAGGCCCUAAGGAGCAGGCUGUUUCAGAAAGGGGUCCAGGUCCUCCAGUUCGGCCUGGAAAAUCAGCUUGAUCUCCAGAGGCAUCAGAAUCCUGCCCCAUGGUGGGCACACAAGGGCCUGGCACGUUGGUGCAGCCUACGGUAUCCCUUCCACCACUAGACAUGUUCCUGGGGAUGCCCUGCUCCUGAUUCCAUGCACUGUUUCUGUGCUGGAGAUGGAGCUGCUCCCAUUUUCCCCACUGUCUCUCUCACCUCAGGUCCAACAUUCCUUUGACAAAUUUCCUCAGCAGUUGCCAGCAGA
Dromaius novaehollandiae (emu) is the source of this 2799-nucleotide messenger RNA. Its product is annotated as caspase-1-like. Gene Ontology annotation, biological process: proteolysis; regulation of apoptotic process; regulation of inflammatory response. The record is from RefSeq and is a predicted model, not a curated record. Gene Ontology annotation, cellular component: AIM2 inflammasome complex; NLRP3 inflammasome complex; IPAF inflammasome complex. Gene Ontology annotation, molecular function: cysteine-type endopeptidase activity. Bases 1411 to 2658 code for a protein of 415 amino acids. The transcript is spliced from 9 exons. NCBI's taxonomy places the organism in Eukaryota, Metazoa, Chordata, Aves, Casuariiformes, Dromaiidae.